This is a messenger RNA of Pangasianodon hypophthalmus (striped catfish), 2474 nucleotides long. RefSeq names its product glycerophosphodiester phosphodiesterase domain containing 2 (gene gdpd2). Gene Ontology annotation, molecular function: glycerophosphodiester phosphodiesterase activity. The record is from RefSeq and is a predicted model, not a curated record. Bases 440 to 2002 code for a protein of 520 amino acids. The transcript has 15 exons. Gene Ontology annotation, cellular component: membrane. NCBI's taxonomy places the organism in Eukaryota, Metazoa, Chordata, Actinopteri, Siluriformes, Pangasiidae. Gene Ontology annotation, biological process: lipid metabolic process.
AGCGCAAGAAGAACUGUUUCUGUUCCGUUGGUUUAAGUCCGAGUCUAAUUCAGUAGAUUUAAAGUAAUCAGUUUUCAAGUUUUCCAUUGACAACUGGGCUUCUUAAAGUUGCCGGCCCCCAGAGGAAUUUCAAUCACAUUCAUUAACAUUCAGCUCCCGACAUGCGAGAAACACACACACACACACACACACACGAGCGAGCUCUCUUUCUUUGUGUGUGUGUGUGUGUGUGUGUUAAAAAGCCCCACGUGCAGGAGGUUGAUGUGUGCUGAAGUGUUAAGGCAUGUUAGCGAAGUUAAAUUCCUUCUACUUGGAAUGUUAAGGUUUGACAUGUGAGUCAUUUAACGAAUCCCUCCCUGAAUUUAAAACUCAGCUCCAAAAUAACGAAGGAGCUCUUAUUCAACUUUCAUUCUGUGCAUGAAUUUGUGAAGAAAACGCAAUGCGCUCGAGAGACGGCAUCUUCAGAACCUGCCUCAGAGGGAUUUACAGUUGCUCCUGGAAGCGUUCAAAAGAAAGCAAACAAAACUGUGUAUGCUGCUGGUUCAGUUUUCUCUCUCUGGUGUCCAUUCUGACCCUAAGCUGGAUGUAUAUCUGUUUUGUUGCUUACAAUGACCACAAUGAUGUCAACUGGAAGGCCUUUGAAAGCCUCAGUGUUUGGGUGAACUGGUACAUGAUUGUUGUUAUCCUGUCUGCAGUACUGGCUACUUACUGCCUCCUGUUCCUGGUGUUUUCAUUGGUCCUUAUUUCCAUAAAAGAACCUUUGGCAUUGCACUGGCUGCAUAAGGUUUUGCUGUUUAUGGGUCUGGUUAUAGUCGCGCUUGGCAUAUGUGUAAUGAGCGUCAGAUGGAAAGAAGAAUGGUCCACCGUUCACUUAUCACUGCAGGCCACAGCUCCUUUUCUGCAUUUGGGUGCUGUUGUGGCUUUGAUCAUCAUCAGCUGGCUUGUGUUCCAGAGUUACUACAGAGCUCGGAGAACUGUUUCUAAGAUCUUCAUAAUUGGAGUAUUCAUGGCAGUUUUGGUCAUGGUUUUCCUCAGUCCUCUCUUGAUUCACAGUCCAUGUCUUACUGACAAACUUCCCCCAAAACCCGGUCUUGUGGGCCACCGUGGUGCACCUAUGCUGGCUCCAGAGAACACUAUCAUGUCAUUCAACAGCAGUGUGGCGUGCAAUGUGACAGCCUUUGAGACAGAUGUGCAGCUCAGUAAGGACAUGGUUCCUUUUCUAAUGCAUGACAAUGGUAUGAAUUUUCUGCGGAGGACAACUAACGUGGAUGAUGUGUUUCAAAAUCGAACGUACAGCAAGAGCAGUGACUUCACCUGGGAGGAACUACAGAGGUUAAAUGCAGGCGAAUGGUUUGUCAGGACAAACCCGUUUUGGUCAGUGUCAUUCCUUUCGGAGAAAGACAAGGCUCUUGCUCGUCAACAGAAAGUGCCAUCCCUUGAACAACUCCUAGAUUUUGCAAAACAGCACAACAUCUCUCUUAUCUUUGACUUAAAGAAUGGCAAUGAUGAAGACUGCAAUAACACGAUUAUGACCAUACUGAACUCUCGCAUCUCACACAGUUUGAUAUGGUGGCUCCCUUCAAAGUGUAGAAAAGAUGUCAAGAAGCAGGCUCCAGGGUUCCGCUGGGUCUACAGCAGUCCUAAAGGGCUGGUAGCUGGGCAAAUUCUUAAUGUGAAAUACAAUAAUCUGAGUACUGAGGAGAUUAGUAACUUGACAAGCCAGGAUGUGAUGGUCAACCUGUGGGUGGUGAACGAACGCUGGCUUUUUUCGUUACUGUGGUGCGCAGGGGCCAGCUCAGUGACCACUAACGCAUGCCACCUCCUCAAAGAUAUGUCUCAACCUGACUGGCAUCUGGCUCCUCAUGUGUACAGAAUUAUAUGGAUCACUGCUGAUGUGGUGUCAUUGCUGGUGAUGAUCGCCCUGUUUUGUGUGCAGGGGAAAGCAAGGAACCAGAUUUUUGUCCUGGAAUCAGAAAGAACUGUCCCCCUUCUCAACUUCUGAGCAGUUAAAAAUUUUUUUAAAUGUUUUAGUGCCUUUUUUCACUGGCUAAACUAUUCAUGUAAUUGGUGUGUUAGAGCAGGGAAAUCACACUGGAUCAGAGAUGGGCACUUCUGCUUUACAUAAUGAUCUCUUUUUCACAUAAUUUUUAAUAAGAACACUAUAUGUAGAUGAAAUGACUUCAAUUAAAACAUUGUAUUGCUAAAUUAAGGACACCUGCUCAUUUAUGCAGUUAGCCAAUCAGCCAAUCAUGUGGCAGCAGCACCAAGCAUAAAGUCAACAGAUACAUUGAAUGGUGAGGAUGGUGUGGAAAAAACAUUGAGUGAGUGACAGUUCUGUGGAUGGAAAUGCCUUAUUGAUAAGAGAGAUCAGAGGAAAGUGGCCAGAAUGGUUCGAGCUACCAGGAAGGAUAUAGCAACUCAUAUAAUCAUUCUUUACAACCAUGGUGAGCAGAAAAGCAUCUCAGCAUGGACGA